AUAUUACACUUUUGCAUGCAGGUGUACUUGGGCAUACAUUCCCGUAUCGGGUUUGUAAAUCUUCUCCCUGAUGGCUUCUCUUGGACCCUUUUGAGGUACAUUCAUGGCGACCAAAGAGUUCAUUCUGCUCAACGACUUGUUGCACUGAAGGCAGAAUGCAACUCAAAGCUGGCUGUUGCUCUUACAAUUAUGGAGGAGUGCUUUCUCUCUAUGGUGGAUUCAAGAACAGGCAUAGACAUGAUACCCCAUGUAUUGUACAAUUGGGGAUCACAUUUUGCACGCCUAAACUAUAUUGGAUUUCACACAGUGGUUUUAGAGAAAGAUGAUGUGCUGAUGUGUGUCGCAUCAAUCAGGAUCCAUGGAGUAACAGUAGCGGAGAUGCCUCUUAUUGCAACUUGCAGUAAGUAUCGUCGCCGGGGAAUGUGUCGGCGCCUCAUGAAUGCUAUUGAAGAGAUGCUAAGAUCUUUCAAGGUCGAAAAGCUUGUGAUAUCAGCCAUUCCUAGUCUGGUUGAGACAUGGACAGUUGGGUUUGGCUUUAAACCCUUGGAAGAUAACGAGAGAAAUAGCCUGAGUAACAUCAACUUGAUGGUUUUUCCCGGAACUGUAUGGUUGAAGAAGCCCAUUUAUCAAAGUCAAACAACAAAUCAACCAAGUGGAUCAGGUCAUGCAUCGCCUUCGAUUGUAUGAUCCAGCUGAAACGGGUGCAUGCUCCCAACUAGGGCCUGCCAUUGGAAACUCCUCAGUUACAGAAAGAGAACAUACUGGCUGCAAUAUUAUGCAAGUAGAUGAAGCCCAGGAUGGUAGUUUGCAAAAACAUUUUUCGAAGUUGUCCUGCGAAGAACUGGCUUCAACAGUAGGGACAUCCAGACUUGAAAUGGUUUGUGAUGUAGAAUCUGUUGUUAUGUAUGAUGAGAGAGAACUUUCUUCGACGCAGUCAUGCAGAGAACCGGCUUCAACUGUAGGGACAUCCCGGCUUGAAAUGGUUUGUGAUGUAGAAUCUGUUGUUAUGUAUGAUGAGAGAGAACUUUCUGCGAAUGAACAGUUGCAGAAAACCAAUAUGUUGCAAGAUAAUGAGAAAUAAAAAUAAAAUUUCAAAAAAGCUUGUAUUGUGCUCUGAAGGAUUAUUGUGUAGCAGUAUUUGUGAGGUCUUUAUGGGGUAAAUAGAAGAAGAAAAAAAGAGAAUAACGGAGGUGGGAAGGGAAGAUAAUAACGUUGCAGUCUUGCAGAUGACAUGAUAAUGGCGGCAUGGAGGCUAAUUUGAUAUCAAAUAGUACAAAUUCUUUGAUAGAAUUUACCAUUGAAAAUCGACGAUAUUAUCAUGGUAA
Messenger RNA from Camellia sinensis, 1325 nucleotides. Its product is annotated as increased DNA methylation 1. Lineage: Eukaryota; Viridiplantae; Streptophyta; Magnoliopsida; Ericales; Theaceae. Gene Ontology annotation, molecular function: acyltransferase activity, transferring groups other than amino-acyl groups. The record is from RefSeq and is a predicted model, not a curated record.